Lycium ferocissimum is the source of this 1270-nucleotide messenger RNA. Its product is annotated as septum site-determining protein minD homolog, chloroplastic. Gene Ontology annotation, molecular function: ATP hydrolysis activity; ATP binding. NCBI's taxonomy places the organism in Eukaryota, Viridiplantae, Streptophyta, Magnoliopsida, Solanales, Solanaceae. Gene Ontology annotation, biological process: negative regulation of cell division. Gene Ontology annotation, cellular component: cytosol; cytoplasmic side of plasma membrane. Bases 1 to 1002 code for a protein of 333 amino acids. The transcript has a single exon. The record is from RefSeq and is a predicted model, not a curated record.
AUGUUAUCUCUCCGACCACUCUCCAACCCUAAACCCUCCUCUCUCUACUCUUCCUCAUUUACCCCUCCCAAUCCCUUAUCUCCCAAAACCCUAAAACCCAUUCCCCCCUCCUCCAAACCUUCUAGAAACUUCUACCCUUCCAUCCAUUCAAUCCUCCAAUACAGCCGCAAACCUCAACUCGCAGGAAACACCCCAAGAGUCGUCGUUAUUACCUCCGGCAAAGGCGGCGUCGGUAAGACAACAACCACCGCAAAUAUCGGUCUCUCCUUAGCCCGUCUAGGGUUCUCAGUCGUCGCUAUUGACUGCGAUGUUGGUCUUCGCAAUCUUGACCUCUUAUUGGGCCUCGAAAACCGGGUUAAUUACACCGUUGUCGAGGUUUUAAAUGGGGAUUGUAGACUUGAUCAGGCUCUUGUACGUGAUAAACGUUGGUCUAAUUUCGAGUUGCUUUGUAUUUCUAAACCUAGAUCUAAAUUGCCAAUGGGGUUUGGUGGGAAAGCAUUGGUUUGGUUAGUUGAUGCUUUAAAAGCUCGCGAUGAAGGUGUGCCUGAUUUUAUAAUUAUUGAUUGUCCAGCUGGCAUUGAUGCUGGGUUUAUAACGGCUAUAACUCCGGCGAAUGAGGCUGUGUUAGUGACAACACCGGAUAUUACGAGCUUAAGGGAUGCUGAUAGAGUGACGGGGUUGUUGGAAUGUGAUGGAAUUAGGGAUAUUAAGAUGAUGGUGAAUAGGGUUCGAACGGAUAUGAUUAAAGGGGAAGAUAUGAUGUCUGUAUUGGAUGUGCAAGAAAUGUUGGGGCUUCCAUUGUUGGGAGUAAUACCUGAGGAUUCCGAAGUUAUUAGAAGUACUAAUAGAGGUUAUCCACUUGUGUUGAACAAGCCACCAGCUUUGGCAGGUCUUGCAUUUGAACAAGCAGCUUGGAGGUUGGUUGAGCAAGAUAGUAUGGAGACUGUAAUGUUGGAGGAGGAGCCAAAGAAACGAGGGUUUUUCUCGUUUUUCGGAAGGUAGCAUAAUGGUGAUCUUCUUCUAUGCUUUAAUUAUUGUUUUCUGUAAUUGUUUGAUUCUGUUUUCUGGAAGGUCCUCUGGAACAAGAAAGCUGUGUAUAGUAGAGUUACGGUUUGCAUUCUUCCAUUGUGACUAUUUCAGGAUUCUGUUUGUAGGAUAGUUGAAGAUUAGUGCAAUUUUUAGAAAUGUGCACUUUUGUUUUUGUUGGAUUUGAGCUGAAAACUGUAUCAUGCGCGUUGCACGAAAUAUGAUUAUUUUUUUCCUCCAUCAA